AUGGCAGCCUCCAGCCGCGCACGAGUGUUAGAUCUGUACCGGGCGAUGCUGAGAGAGAGCGAGCAUUUCGGCGCCCACAACUACAGAACUUACGCCGUCAGGAGAAUAAGAGAUGCCUUCAGAGAAAAUAAGAAUGUAAAGGAUCCUGCAGAAAUUCAGGCCCUAGUGAAUAAAGCCAAAAGAGACCUCGGAAUAAUUCGUCGACAGGUCCACAUCGGCCAGGUGUAGUCGGCUGACAAGCUGAUCAUUGAGAAUCAAGAGAAGCCUAGGACCCAGGGAGCCGGGGCCAGCCGCCACGGGCAGCGGAGGGCUGCCUUCAGCGUCCGUCCUGC
Nyctereutes procyonoides (raccoon dog) is the source of this 332-nucleotide messenger RNA. RefSeq names its product LYR motif-containing protein 4-like. The transcript has a single exon. Lineage: Eukaryota; Metazoa; Chordata; Mammalia; Carnivora; Canidae. The record is from RefSeq and is a predicted model, not a curated record. Gene Ontology annotation, cellular component: mitochondrion; L-cysteine desulfurase complex. Gene Ontology annotation, biological process: iron-sulfur cluster assembly. The coding region runs from base 1 to 228 and encodes 75 amino acids.